Messenger RNA from Porites evermanni, 15051 nucleotides. The record is from the annotation of a GenBank genome assembly. NCBI's taxonomy places the organism in Eukaryota, Metazoa, Cnidaria, Anthozoa, Scleractinia, Poritidae.
GGAGUGCAUUGCAUCAGUGAGCAUCCAUAUUAUUUCCCUUCACAACAUGGACGCAGGUUUAAAACGAAAACACUUUGACACAAGCGAUCCCGAAGAUGCGACUAAUCGCAAGGUGGUGUGUCAUUUGAUUUCUUGUCUCUCAUAGUAUUUAGUUGUUAUUUAGUUUUUAGGCAUUCGUACGAGACGUGCCUGCGAUUAAUUGAAAAUGUACCGCACUAUAUACAGCUUACGUGUCUUUCGAUUGUUUUGUUCCGCUCUUUUACAUGAUUGCUUUGAACAAUUUUUGCGUAGAAACACCAGGCUGAAACUGAUGGAAAGAAACAUACUUCAAUCGUGUUUUCAUUGAAAGAGGAGGUUGGUUCUCUGGCCAGGGCGCUUAAACUGUUUGAGGUAAAUAAUAAUUAUGUCAAUUACAUGCAUCGAUGUAAAGAACUCUCUAGCUACGCAGCUUGAGCGUACAUACAUCUUAACAUUCUUUUACUCUAUUGACUAACUAAACUUUCGCAUUGAUUACAAAAACUUUUUCAGCGGAAAAGUAAAAUUUUUAUUCUACAUAAUCGACGAGAUCUAAAUUAUAUGGGUUUUUUAUAUUUAUUAGCCUUGCAAAUUCAAUAUGCUCUUUACAAUUGGACAGUACAAAAUGCUGACUGCAGACCAUUCAUUAAUUGUUUUCAGGGUUAGAAAGCAAUGGGACUAUUUGUGUCACAUUCUCAUUGGCAUGGUGAAAACAAUGGUCUGCAGCAGUCUGCAUUUUGUACUGACCAUCUUUAGAAAUCUAGUUAUUAUUAUUACGGAAAAAUUCCGAAAAUAAGCCCCUCCAUGUAUAAGCCCCUCCAAAUAUAAGCCCCCCAAACUGGUAACGCAAAAAACCCUCCGUUAAAUCGCCCGUCCAAAUAUAAGUCUCCCACGGGCUUGUACUUGGAAAUUGCCCUUAAAUACAAAGUAAAACAAAGCAAAAACGGUAAAUUUCCUUCCAACUGUAAUGCUAGCCCAAUCAAUUUUGAAACGCUAAUUUACCUCCAUGGAUAAGCCCCUCCGAAUAUAAGCCACUCCAAAAAUAAGCCCCUCAAAAAGGGACAUUGAAAAAUACAAGCCCUGGGGCUUGUUUUCGGAAUUUUACAGUAGCCUACAAUAAGCACAAGCUGCGCUACAGUUACUCAUGUGAAGGGGCCUCGUGUGAGAGGUAUCCUAAAUGCUAUUAAUUUUUAUGUAUCACAGGCUCACAAGGUUAACAUGUCCCACAUUGAAUCCCGUCCUUCUAAACGCUCCAAGACAGAAUAUGAUUUCUUUGUGGACUGUGAAGAAAUUCAAGGACCCAGGCUAACAAAUUUUGUGGAUGCCUUAAAAGAUCAAGCCUUGACAAUCACUGUGCAUUCAGAAGAAGGGGGAGGUGAGCGUUAUAUUUGCCAUAUUUAUUCCCCCUGAGCCUUAAAUAAACUCCUUGACCAAAUUAUACAUAAUGUUAUCUCUGACUGUACCGAAAAGCCCCCACCCCCUAUGCUGAUUCUGAGUCAAACUGACAAGAUUAUUUUUUAAACUGCUAGUCAAGAUUUCAUUCCUGAAUAUUGGUAAGUCAAGCUCCCUACCCUUCUAAACUACAUCCCUUUUCCAGAGGCCAAAAGAAAUUGGGCCAACAAUCAUACAAAAAACUGCAGGUAUCAAUUGUUUCAUUGGUAAACUAUCUUGCAUUCAUAUAACAUGCCUCUGUGUUGUUGAGUUCAAAGAAAAAUACCCUAUAGCUAUUCAAUACUACCAUUCUCCUAGUCAAUCCUUUAGAAACAAUAUGCAUAAUAUGUAAUUGUAUAUUCAAUUAGCUGAAGCACUGAUCAGAAAUUUUUGUUCCAUUCUGUAAAGUUUUCAUUUGUUAUUUUUCCUCUCCACUUUAACUUUGAGAUUUGUAGAGUUUUUUGUUUUGGCUGUAGUAUCAGCACAACACUUGCACUGCAGGCAUGUGAGUGUAAUUGUACUAGAUCAGUUGUGUGACUGCUUUGUUAUCUUGUGUGAAUUUGUUGUGAAAUCACAUUUUAGGACAGAUUUGUAUAGCAUUUGCAACUUCAUUUCACAGCACCAUGGCCCAAGCUUUUCUGGUGUUGUAGCACCCACACACUCAUUUACUUUGAUAUUUUUGAUAGUUGGUCCUUUUUAAUGUGAUCAGUAAAAAUUUAGCUUUAAUGAAUGAAUGAAUGAAUGAAUGAAUGAAUGAAUGAACAUUAUGAACUUAAUUUAUUAACAAAAAUUGUUGCAUCUUCUAGCUGGCUUCAACAGGUAGCCUGCUAAUUAGGGAAACGUGAUAAUUUAAAUUGAAUUUAGUAUAAGAAUACGUUCAGUAAUAUUUACAUUAAAAAAAUAGUUAGCAAUAAAAUAUUCUUUGAUAGCUAUGCCUUAAGUAGAAAGUUCGAUUUAAAUCAAAGAUUCUGUUGAAGGUUAUUAUAUAAAUAAAAAUAAAUGUGCUUAAAUAUGCAUGUAAACGUACAUUAAUAGUAUUAAUAAAAUAUUAAUGAUGAUUUUGAUGAAUAUUAUUUACUGUAGUUUAAACCUAGAAGUAGUGAUCGAUUUAAGUCAAGUGUAAAUUAAGACCUCAAGUAUUGCACAGUUUGCAAUUUGCACAUUUGUGGGCUAAGUGUGACUUUCUUUAUAUUAUUUUUAUGGUAGGCACUUAUAUGCAUAUUAUGUUGCAAAUAAACUUGAAACUUUAAAAGCCAUUUACCCCUGAACUGCACAUAUGGCCUGUACCAAUCCACAUCCCUCUACCACUUGUGUAUGUCAUUAGUAACUAAGUGACUUAAUAGUCACCGACAACUCUGACAUCUAACUUGUGCAGGGGGAGAGCUCUUUCAAAUCAUACUGGAAUGCACAUGAUUCAGUCAAUCAGGUCAGAACAAAGCCCAAAAAACCAUAUGAUAAAAGAGAUCGGAAAACUCCAAUGAAAAUCUUGUUCCACUUCCCACCUGCACUUCACAUCCAGAAAAUGGCUCAACUUAGUUUUAAAAGGCGUCUUUUGGAAAAACAAUAUGUCAAACAAAAAAUAAUGAAGACACAUUGCAUACAGGUUUAUAUUAAAAAAAAAUAUAUUAAUGCUGUUCAUCCUUAACUAGUAAAAAUGACACACCGGCAAUCAAUGUAUGGAUAAAUAAAAUGUUAAGUUAUGAAAUGUAUAGAAACUAACUAAUAUAUUUUAUUAAAAAGGGGCUUAAUUUGUCAUCCUCUGUAUUUUUAAAUUUAAUAUCAAAUAAUUCAGAACCAUAAAAGUACAUUGACCAUGUGUGACAGUCUGGUAUACGUAGUGAUAUGCUGCGUUUAAUGUACCAUAAAUCCUCUAUUAAGCCCCCCAAGGGCUUAUCUAUUUCAUGCCCUUAUGGGGGGGGGGGGCCCCUCAAUCCAUGUAGAGGGCUUAUUCAUGGCGGGGAGGUGCAUGUAAGGCGGUAAAAAGUAGCGUACAUGCACUACUGAAAAAUAAAUUAAUUCAUACUCCUUGCGGUCCACAUGACAUUUGUAGGAGUGGGCUUAAAUGUUGUAAUUGAUUUAUUAUAUAUUCCAUUCCUCCUUGUAUUAGUCCCCCCAUUGUUUUUUUUUUUUUUGUCCGUUGGGGGGGGGGGGGGGGGCACUUAAUCGAGGUGGGGAGCUUAUUUAAGAGGGGGGAGCUUAUUUAAUGUAGAAAAGACAAUGGUAUCACUACUCCAUAAAGAACUACAAUACAAAGUGGAAAAGCUCAAGUACGAGAAGGUUGGAGGUCAUGCAGCCAGGGAUCAGAAAUCAAAUCUGAAAUUCCAGUUGGUAAAUAAACCAUCCUGGAUCAGUCUACACAAAGUUUUACAUUUAUUAGUGAAGACUAAUUAGUGGAGAGGAGUGGGGGGGAGUUGAUAGAGAGGGGGCUUAUUAUCUUUCAUUCUCUGAAAUAGGGGGGCUUAUUAGAGGGAUGGGGCUUAUUUGAGAGGGGAGCUUAUAGAGGAAUUACAGUAUGUUAAUUUCCUGGCACAAGUCACUUGCACAAGUCAUAUGCACCUGCACCAGAUAAUUUUAUUUUGCCAUCUAACUGGUUUACUAAUAACCAUAUCUGUUGAUUUUUCUGGUGUGCAACUGAUUUGUUGUCAUGGUUACUGUGCAUACAUUACAACUCAUCAGAGUCCUCUGAUGGUAAGUUAAUUGAUUUACGUGUUAUUUAUUAGUUUAAAGUUUUUAGAUAAAGUAUAAUAUUGGCAACAAAAAAUAAAUAAGAUAAAAAAGUAAUAGGAAAGUUAUUCACAGGCAAAUGUAGUGCUGAAAUUAUGGGCUUUAAUUUGUUGUUAGAACUAUUGACUGGUGUCUCAUCAGAUAUAUUCUGAAAUGGUUAUUCUUUCAACUGACAGUGGGGUCGAACCAUUUACAAUAAAAAUAAGAUUCAGGGAUGACAAAUACAGCUGUAAAAAGGAAUGAGAGUAGUAUUUAGGUAGGGUGGCUGAGCGGUCAGAGUUUAAAACAAAGUUUAUUAUUAUUGUUAUUAUUAUUAUUAUUAUUCUUACACCGUAUAGGUGGCCUUAUUCCCUAAAGCAUCAAGCUGUCUCCUGUAGCCUUAGGUGUCUAGGGUCCUUCUUAGGAUCUUAAUUAGCUGUUCCCAACAAACAAGCUUCCUGGAGCAGUACAAUGAUCCCAGGUGUUCCCAGCUUGCUGAUCCACAUCCUUUGGUUUUUACUCACAGUCCCAAGAGCUUUGAUUACAAUAGGGAUGACAGAUACACUUCUGCAGUUCCAGAUUUUUUGCACUUCUACCUUUAAUUAUUAUUAUCAUUAUUAUUAUUAUUAUUAUUAUGACUAUUAUUAUUAUCAUUAUCAUUAUUAUUACAGCAUUUGAAAGACCUAUAAAAUCAGGAGUUUCAAUAACCAGUUUAAGGUGUGUCUAGUGCUGCCUAUAUAUAUAGGGCUAUAUAUAGUUGCAGUGCUGCUGAAGUAAGGAUGUCUCAGUAAGAUGUUAGGGAAAAGGCUCCAGCGGUCCUUUUCACCGCCACCCAAUACGCCAACAUCUUCAGCUACAUAUGGAAAAAGUUAUCAAAACCCCUGCUAACCUAGCAUACAUAAUGUACAUUAGGAGGCUUAACUUACAUGUAGGUAUCCCCUGAGAGCAGCAUCCCCUUUUCCCCCGUAUCCGGCAGGCAGGAGGAAAAGAGGGAAAAAAAACCUUUGCUUGUGGGGAAAUUAACUUUAUUUAACCCUUUAAGCCCCAAGAUCCACAUACAAAUUCUCCAGUCUAAUUUCUCCAGUGACAAUUUUCCUUGAAUGUAUGUCUUCAUUGUAUACCGUUGUUAUAAUCUUGAGCUGGGUGCAUCAAAUAAUAUAUUAAAACUUCACAUAAUGUAAAUCAGUGAGGUUAACUUUGAAGAAUUUUUGAUUAAAGACAUUCAGAUGAAUCUAGAUAUGCUUGAUCAUGACUUUUUCAAUACCGAUGUGACACAUGUAAUUCUACUUCAGUUGCAAUGUUGGAGCUUAUGAUGUCAACAUAGAGUCUGUUCUUUCCUUUUUUAGUACCUUGGUUUCCUCGCAAGAUUGCUGAUUUGGAUAAAUUUGCCAACAGGGUGCUGAGCUAUGGAGCAGAGCUUGACUCAGAUCAUCCAGUAAACUAUAACAUUGGUCUUUCAUUCUUUAGCUUAUUAUAAAGUAAUUAAUAGUGCCACUCAAAAUUAAUCAAAAGCCAUGUUUUUUCCAUCCACUGAGAGACGUCAUCUGUAAAUAAUAUUGUUGAAAAGUUUUCACACACACCUUUCAAUAUACAUAGUUCUAAUUCAUUUUUGAAAAGAUCUUAAUUCUCAGAGAACUGAUGUUAAAAAAAAUGUUCUUAUCGACAUAUUUUGUUGUGUAUUGGUACUAAAUGUGUACAGUUAUGAUAUAUUUUUUCUUUUUUUUUUUGGUUUUUUCAUAAUCCAAAUUAAUUAAUUAAUGAAUAACUUAACAUUAUAUUUUUUUUAUUAAUAUGCUAUUUUUUGUGGUGACUUAUUGAGAGCUUUCUUGUAUAGGGAUUCACAGAUCAAGUCUACCGGGCUCGCAGAAAGGAGUUUGCAGAUAUUGCCUUCAAUUAUAAACAGUAUGUACCAUAACUGUACACCUUACUUUGGUAGAAGAAUAUUUGUAACAAGCAUGAAAAGUGUAUACAAAUACUUCACUAUUUCACUUGUUGAAAAAGAUAAAAAUCUUUUCUUUUGUUUGUUUGCAGUGGUGAGCCAAUUCCAGAAGUGACGUACACAGAAGCUGAGAUCAAGACUUGGUAAGGACAACACUGUACUAAAGAAACACUUUUCAGUAUACUUAACCCUUUGAAUGCAAAUAACAAAAUUUAAAUCUUCAUUUUUUGUCUCCAUACAUUUGCCAUAAAACCAAAACAGAGAAUUUUUUAAUUAAAGUGCAUCAUUAGAAUUUAUCUUGUAUAAUCAGGCCCGUCCUUAAAUUCUCAUUACCACUCUGUCUUUUAAGUGGUACAAGAAGAAAUGUGAUGCCAAUCACUGUAAAGGCUUAAAAAGUUAAUCAGGUUGAAUUUAAUUACUGGGCACAGACCUACUCAGUGGGGAUAGGUACAAAUAGGACUGAUGAUUCCCAGUCCAUAUACCCUCCCUACCCACUGAAGUGGAUCCAGUCCUUGAGGCCAUUCGUUGGUCAUCCAGACCAUGAGUUGAAAUGGGGACCAGUANCUGUCUUUUAAGUGGUACAAGAAGAAAUGUGAUGCCAAUCACUGUAAAGGCUUAAAAAGUUAAUCAGGUUGAAUUUAAUUACUGGGCACAGACCUACUCAGUGGGGAUAGGUACAAAUAGGACUGAUGAUUUCCAGUCCAUGUACCCUCCCUACCCACCGAAGUGGAUCCAGUCCUUGAGGCCAUUCGUUUGCCUGGUCAUCCAGACCAUGAGUCGAAAUGGGGACCAGUUGCUCUAUAGUCUUCAACACCCUCAGAGAGCUUGUUCACAGGCUGGAGAUACUGUAUUUCCUCAAAUAAUACCCGGGGGUGAUUAUUUUAGGGAAGGCGACCAUUUGAGGGAGACGAUUAUUUCAAACAUUGCUAACUGAAAGUCCUGCCCUAAAAGUUUUCUUUUAUUAUCCAUUGAUCAGUGAAUGAUCACAUCAAUUACACUGAUAUCAUGGGCUUUUUGAGCAUUUCAAAUUUGGUUCCUUGAUUAAUUUUCAAUGGGUCAAUAUCCUCUGCAACAGAGCUUGAAUCACCACUGAUCAGUUUUGCUGGAUCAGACUCCACUUCAACUUGACAAGGAGAGGAGAAGAAGGCAAGAGGGAUGGGGCGGGAUUAUUUGUAGGAGGCAAUAAUUUUAAAUAUUUCCUUCUGAGGGGUGCGAUUAUUUGAGGGAGGUGAUUAAUUGAGGGAUGGCUAUUAUUUGAGGAAUUACGGUAACCUUGAGUAUCAGGUGUUUGUGGGGAAAAGGAGAAGAGAGAGUGAAAUGGGGAGGCCUUCCUUCUGUCUUUCCACCUCCCCCUCUAAAAUCUCGUGUGAUGGUCUCUCCUUAUCCCAAUGGAAGGCUUGAUACUCAGGCUAUAGUUAGCUAGAAAUCAAACCUGAGCCUACUGCUCCAAGAUCUGGUACUCAACCAGCUGCAUGAACCACAUACCUGUUAUUGUUGUUAACACAUUUUUUGUACUUCGGUGAGUUAUUAAAUGAAGCAUUAAGUUACCUUUAAUAUCACCAAAAGGAAACUUGCUAUGAAUCUUGUUCCUUCUCAAAACGUGUACAGAUGGUUGCAAACUUGUUUUGGCUGGAACUGUGGGACUAAAAAUCUGACCUUACUGUAAUACUUUGCUCUCUUGGAGAUGCAUAACAGUGGUUAAGCUGACAUUGGUCAUCAGCAAAUGGUUAUGGUAAAUUAUGCGUGUGCUUUUAGCCAAUCAGAAUCGAGGAAAUAUAAUUGAAUGAAUAAUAACAGUGGUUAAGCUGACUUAUUGUAGCUACAAUGUCAUCGUGUUGCAUUUUAAUCCUUGAGCAAAAAAAAACAUUGCUGAUUAUUGGCCUUACCAUCCUACAGGAAUGUAGUAUUUUCUGAGUUGACCAAGUUGUACCCUACGCAUGCCUGCCGUGAACAUAAUUAUGUUUGGCCACUGUUAGCCCAGAACUGUGGCUAUAGGUGAGUAUUUGUAGCCUGAGAUAGUAUCAGGCGUUUCUGGGGGAAUAAGGAGAAGAGAGAAACAGAAAGGGCAGACAGCGACAGUGAGUUUUCUCUCUUUUAUGAUUUAAUUGUUUCAUGUAAACAAAUUACUCUUCCACAUCGAUUUAGCCUCUCCACAGUUCUUCUUUUCUUUUUCCCGACGAAUUUUGCGAGCGCUCGAGAAAAAUAAAUGAAAAAAUGUGCGGUUUCAGCGACAUUGCAUUGCGUGGUACCAGUUUGACAGGCUCGCGCGAUCGUUUGUCGUUUGACUUGUGAAAGUCACUUUGUCUUUGUUUGCGACGUUUCGACCACGUACUGCGUCGAACUGCUGGUCCACAUCAGGUGACGAUGUCGGUUUAAUAGGCAAGAUGCUGGCGUCUGUUAGUUUUAAAUUGCUUUUACAGCGCGGCGCGCGUCCCUGCAAUAAGUCUCUUCGUUCGCCCCUAAAAAAAAUCGGCGCGUGCGCUGUUACUUGCUUUGAGUGUGGCUGGAAAAGCACCAAUCUCAAGCAACCACGGUGAUACUACAAGCCCUGCACAUAGCCUAAUAAGCCUUAUAAAAGGACAAGUAGUACUCGAUCAAACCGUCGCAAUCAGUAACAAAGUGACCCAAAACUCUUGUGAAAAUCUCACAACAAUGAUAAGAGGAGGCGCCUGUCAACAAAUGUUGUCGGAGUGUUGGGGCGGGACUGCACGUUUUACAGGGGCUCUAACCACUAAAUUGGCUCUUUCAGGCUGGAUAACAUUCCGCAGCAAGAAGGUGUGUCAAGGUUUUUAAAAGGUAAAGAGCAGUAUCCAUUUCAUAGCCUGGUUGGACCUCAAAGUUCCAAAAUCCAGUCGCAACUUGUAUUGAUUAUUGGUCUUUUGUUUUUCUUCACUUUUUUUCACAGAGUGCACAGGGUUCUCCUUGCGUCCAGUAGCUGGUUUGCUGUCAUCACGUGACUUCCUGGCAGGCCUUGCGUUCCGAGUGUUCCACGCGACUCAAUACAUUCGCCACGGUAGCACUCCUAUGUACACCCCUGAACCAGACAUUGUUCACGAGCUCAUCGGACACGUUCCCUUGUUUGCAGAUCCUGACUUUGCGCAGUUCAGUCAGGUGAGUCAGGAGCCCAUCAACCAUUAAGGAGAGAAAGUACACUGAAAACGACAGUUUUCGUCUUAAACUUCCCACAGAGUUUCUUUAAGUGCCCUUCCAGGAGUAAUGUUAAGUGAAGAUCGCCACCAAACUCGCAAGUAAUAAUCCUGUCACGUUUGUCGUGGACAGACAUUUUGCAUUCAUAUCUUCCGUUCUGUUGCCUAAGUUCAUCCUCUCCUAGCACGAGAUAUACCGACUGUUGGCUUCUUGCAAUCCACAUACAUUUAUUUUCUAAUGAACACUCUUUUCUAAUAUUAGUCAGCGGAUGUCUGAGCAGGUGAACAUUCUAAUUCACUGUAGCCUGUCUACCAAUUCCUCUAAUUCGCUAUCUGUGACGGAAUGCCAUGGUAUGGUAACCCAAUGUUUUGUUAGCAUCCCGCUCUAGGGAAAGCACUACUCGUAACUGUUUCAUGCCACAGGAAAACCAAGCAAAGCCUCUCUGUUUGGGAUCGCUGUGGCUUACAAGGCUGACAAUCUCAACUUUAAACUGCCAGUUUUUAUCCCUAGGUAAUGCACCUGCCUAAGUUUUAUUUCUUGGAUGGCAAUUAAAAACAUUUUGGGAGAGCCCUUUACUAAAUACCAUUUUUGUGUCGCUUUUGCCUAGAUUUGUUUUUCGCAAUUUCUAUUAGUAGAAUAUAUAAGGGUGGUUCUGAAAACGAGAUUUAAUGUUAAAGUGGAAGAUUGUCGGUAAGAGUUCAGGGAUGAUAUGUAAUAACAUAGUUUCUCUGUGGAAAGAAACGUCUUGAAAUAUUUCAUUUUUUAUGAGUGGUUCUUUUAUUUUUUCUUGAUUUGUUGAACAGGAAAUUGGUCUGGCAUCAUUAGGAGCCCCAGACGAGUGGAUUGAUAAAUUGGCUACGGUGAGGAUUGUUUGCUCCCAGCUGUGUAAACGUAACGUAAAUACUAAUGCGAACAGACGUUGAAAUCUUGGAGAGGAAAUGACAUGGAACUUGUGGGAUUUUAGGUUGUUCUACUUGCAGAAGAGUCAGGAAAAUUUGUUACUUUCUCUUUAAUAAAUUCUUGAAUUUCAUUGGAAGCGCUCGGCAAAAACAGAGGAAUAAACCAACCAGAACUGGAACCAAAAUAUUACAACCGAUGUCGAUCACCGUAACGUGCACCUAAUCCCGCUCACUCGGAACUCCUUCAAUGCGAAACCCGCCGACCUGGGGCCCAUUUCUGGAAAGCCCCGAAAAUUAACGGGUCCGUAAAGCUGUUGUUGUUUACUUGCAAGAUAGAGGUUUCAGUAGUUUUGCAUCUAACAUGGUAAAACUAUCAGUUAUUGAGAUAAAAUGGAGUACAUUGCUAGCAAGGACCCGCGUUCUCAUACCUGUAACAUAAACAGCCCCCGAGUCCCCUGAGCUGUUCAACCACUCAGUCCCCAGAGAACGCCAAAGUUAUGGAUUAUAAUAAAAUGUUACUUAGCUUGUUAUUGUUGUUGUUGUUGUUUAUUGUUCUUUGUUUUACUCGUCGUCUGUAGUUGUACUGGUUCACCGUUGAAUUUGGGUUAUGCAAACAAGACGGGAAUAUCAAAGCUUAUGGUGCUGGACUCUUGUCAAGCUUUGGUGAACUGCAAGUAAGUAGACAAACGUUUCUUUUGUAAAUCAGAUUGGCUAACCUUCCCGCCUUCUUUCCCCACUUUCUUCUUCUGCUAUGUGCCAACUUCAUAAAUCACCCUUUUAACUCUCCCUAAUCUUUCUCUGCUUUCAAAAUCAAAGAUGGCGUUUGGAAAGAACUGAGCCUUCGCUAGGCCAAAACUUGAUGGAGGCAUAUUUAUGACACAUAGAUAGAUAAAUACGAUUCAGUUCACUGCAUACUAGAUUUCUUUCACAGUGACAGUUUGGAAGGCUUUGCCUUGUUUAAUUCAUGGAAUUAAAUUAGGGGCUUCUAAUGUCACCGCACUUGAAUAUACUGCAAACGACGUCAACGACAAACGAAUGGGGGUUAAUUCCUUUCUCACCAUACUACUCAAAAUGAUAUUUCAUUGUAUCAUUAAAUGCCUAUCCUAUGAUGUAUUAUAGUACUGUUUGACAGAGGAACCAGAGAAGAGGCCAUUUGAACCAGAGAAGACCUCAGUUCAAAGUUAUCCCAUAACCAAAUACCAACCCGUGUAUUUUGUGGCUAACAGUUUCCAGAGUGCCAAGGAAAAAGUCAGGUAAGCAUUGAAACGUUGUGAAUUCACUGUAAACAGCAGGGCUAUGUUCAAGCAGUGGCCAUUAGCCUCUUGCGAAUUUUCUUGGGGCGAAGAGACAUCAAAAUGCUGGGUAGCAUGGGCACUUACUAUUUACAUGGGAAAACCGGAAAUUCCGGUUGCACAAUCAAAUGGUUCGCGCCGUUCCGUUUUGAAGGUUCAGAAAAUAUGGACUGUGAUUUGAGGCGAUGUAAUUUUUCAAUUGUUAAGUCUGUUCAGCUGACUUGGAUAUGCUUUGUGGCGGGUCGUUCUCCCACCACGUCAAAUUUUCUAGUUUUAUAUUUAUCCCCAGGAUUUCCCGCCGGGUGGUUUUUGUAAAGGAUAAGCACCCCUGGAUUUCACACGUUAGGAGCUUCUUUGCUCCCUAUAAGUUCUCCUAGAGUAUAACCUCUAACAGUGGUGUUUCUGGUCCCUCCUUGCUGAGGAGGCUGCGUAAUCGAGCGGUUAGAAAGUUGGAACUUGCAAGCCGGAGUUCCGUCCCGACCGCUAGCUGGAUUCUUCUUUCACGGUGGUCAGUUCGGGUUCAAAUUCUCGACCACGCUUGUCAAUAGCCAACCGGUUUGCGUCUGGCCAGUUUGUUAUGUUUGAUUAAGAUUAUUUGUUUCACUCACUGAUUUGCUUGGCCCCACUAGUCAGUUAAGCUAUGUGCAAUAAACACCGCCGGGGGUUACGUUUUUGUUAUCAUCAUCAUCGGCAGCAGCAGCAUCAUCACCAUCAUCACCACCACCACCACCACCACCACCACCACCACCAUUAUUGUUUUUAUUGUUGUUGUUGAUGUUGUCUUCCUUUCGAAAUAUUCGCUUCUAGGGAAUUUGCUGCCAAGAUUCCCAGGCCGUUUUCGGUCCGCUACAACCCCUACACACAGUCCGUGGAGGUUCUGGACUCUAAGGACCAGAUCAUGAAAUUGGCCAGUGAUAUCAGAAGUGAUAUCUCCACCCUGCAUGACGCACUUGGCAAAUAUGAGUAGAGACAGUAAAUACGGCAUGGUGAAGUACCUAUCGAGAAGAUACACGGACGUAUAUUUUUAUUUAGUAACAACGUAGAUCUAGUCGCAAUGAGGGGCAUUUAUUAAUGGGUAUUUCUUAUAUUCUCGACUUGAGUUGUUCUCUGGCGAGUGUUAUAAUGUUCCACAUAGGAAAAACUUGUUCUAACUAAAAGAUAUUUUUUUACCAGCCUACUGUCUAUCUUGGAGAACGGUUAAGAAAAGCUCUUCAAUAACAUCAGCAGUAAACACGUAUGACCUAUAUUAAUACCUUUGUCCAGGCUAGCGUACGAAAAAAAUUCAUUGUACAUGAUAGGUACAUACGGUACGCAUAGCCAAGGUGUCCACAUCUUGCAAUGAUAGUAAUUUAAUCCAUUUCGUCUGUUGGUGUCGUAUAUGAUGUCCACAUACUUCAGUAAUGGAAAUCUUAUCUAUUUCGUGUCGUUAUUGACAGCGACUGCAGGACAGUAACUAGUAAAACCAUUAACGCCGCGUAGCAUUUUCGUUAAUUAAAAUGGUUCCAAAAGUUGUCUUUCAAAGUAGCAACUUUAAGACAAACGCACGUUUUGGAGCAUUUACUGCCUAGUGACCAGUUUUGUGUGAUGCAAAAUUUUUGUUCAAAGUAACGUAUUUAAAAGUCUGAGAUGUAAAUGGGUUAUUUAGUUGAGUAGAGCCAUUCAUGUGGUAUAUGUUGUGGUAAAGUUACAACGUAGAAUUAUUUGACUAGGCAAGAGAAACUAUUUAACACCACUUUGUAGUUUGUGAGUUUUCGUAAUAAAGUAGAUUUAUUACAAAUGUCUUGUCUUCCUCUAAUUUUUCCCUAAACCCAGUUUAUUUAUUUCAAACACCUUAUUUCUAAACAGUAAAAACCCGCGAGUAACCACGACAACGACGCUUUAUUUCAGUAUUCCCACGUGAGUGCAUAUUACCUACAUUAUUUAGGUUAUAAAUCUUAAAUCAAAAUAUAGGUUAAAAUUAAAGAACAAGUUUUUGUCUAUAUUCCAUAUAUGAAUGUACCGUAAAUCCUCUAUUAGGCCCCCCUCUCAAAUAAGCCCCCACCCUCUAAGAAGCCCCCCUUUUCAGGGGAAGAAAUUUAGUAAGCACAUUCAACUGUAAGGUCUGGUCAGGUGUUUUGGAUACGCUUUGUAGCGGGUCGUUCUCCCACCACGUCAAUUUUCUAGUUUCAUAUUUAUCCCCAGGAUUUCCCGCCGGGUGGUUUUUGUAAAGGAUAAGCACCCCCUGGAUUUCACACGUUAGGAGCUUCUUUGCUCCCUAUAAGUUCUCCUAGAGUAUAGCCUCUAACAGUGGUGUUUCUGGUCCCUCCUUGCUGAGGAGGCUCCGUAUUCGAGCGGUUAGAAGGUUGGAACUUGCAAGCCGGAGUCCCGUCCUGACCGCUAGCUGGUUUUUUUCACAGUGGUCAGUUCGUGUUCAAAUUCUCCACCACGCUUGUUAAUAGCCAACCGGUUUGCGUCCGGCCAGUUGGUUAUGUUUGAUUAAGAUUAUUUGUUUCACUCACUGAUUUGCUUGACCCCACUAGUCAGUUAAGCUAUGUGCAAUAAACACCGCCGGGGGUUACGUUUUUGUUAUCAUCAUCAUCAGCAGCAGCAGCAUCAUCACCAUCAUCACCACCACCACCACCACCACCACCACCAUUAUUGUUUUUAUUGUUGUUGUUGAUGUUGUCUUCCUUUCGAAAUAUUGGCUUCUAGGGAAUUUGCUGCCAAGAUUCCAAGGCCGUUUUCGGUCCGCUACAACCCCUACACACAGUCCGUGGAGGUACUGGACUCUAAGGACCAGAUCAUGAAAUUGGCCAGUGAUAUCAGAAGUGAUAUCUCCACCCUGCAUGACGCACUUGGCAAAUAUGAAUAGAGACAGUAAAUACGGCAUGGUGAAGUACCUAUUGAGAAGAUAAACGGACAUAUAUUUUUAUAUAGUAACAACGUAGAUCUCGUCGCAAUGAGGGGCAUUUAGUAAUGGGUUUCUUAUAUUCUCGGCUUGAGUAGUUCUCCUGCGAGUGUUAUAAUGUUCCACAUAGGAAAAAUUAUUCUAACUAAAAGAUAUUUUUUUACCAGCCUACUGUCUAUCUUGGAGAAAGGUUAAGAAAAGCUCUUCAAUAACAUCAGCAGUAAACACGUAUGACGUAUAUUAAUACCUUUGUCCAGGCAGCGUACGAAAAAAAUUCAUUGUACAUGAUAGGUACAUACGGUACGCAUAGCCAAGGUGUCCACAUAUUGCAAUGAUAGUAAUUUAAUCCAUUUCGUCUGUUGGUGUCGUAUAUGAUGUCCACAUACUUCAGUGAUGGAAAUCUUAUCUAUUUCGUGCCGUUAUUGACAGCGACUGCAGGACAGUAACUAGUAAAACAAUUAACGCCGCGUAGCAUUUUCGUUAAUUAAAAUGCUUCCAAAAGUUGUCUUUCAAAGUAGCAACUUUAAGACAAACGCACGUUUUGGAGCAUUUACUGCCUAGUGACCAGUUUUGUGUGAUGCAAAAUUUUUGUUCAAACUAACGUAUUUAAAAGUCUGAGAUGCAAAUGAGUUAUUUAGAGUAGAGCCAUUCAUGUGGUAUAUGUUGUGGUAAGGUUACAACAUAGAAUUAUUUAACUAGGCAAGCGUAACUAUUUAACACCACUUUGUAGUUUGUGAG